AUGUCUGAAGCUUCGGAAACUUAUGACCUGAUAUACUGGCCAGGACUGCCAGGUCGUGGUGAAUUUAUCAGACUUGUUCUGGAACAGGCUGGUGCAAACUACACUGACACUGCACACGUCGAAGAUGGUAUGAGGAUUGUCCUCUCCUACAGCAGCACCGACAACCAUGGUAGUCCUGUCAACCCACCACCUUUUGCACCACCAAUGCUAAAACACGGAAAACACACCAUUAGUCAAACACCGAACAUCCUGCUUUAUCUCGGGCCCAGACUGGGACUCGCACCUAGUACGGAAGAUGACCCGAUCGGGAUAUACCACGUCAAUGCACUUACUCUGACAGCUCUCGAUGGCUUGAGUAACGAGCCGCAUGACACGCAUCACCCGAUCGCUGUGGGGGAUUACUACGAAGAUCAGAAAGGGGAAGCAUUGAAGAGGGCCAAAAAUUAUCGAGAGCAAAGACUGCCCAAAUUUCUGGAAUAUUUCCAACGAGUACUGUCUAGCGAAACGUCCAGGGGCGGAGAGUAUCUGUACGGUGGUCAACUCACAUAUGCGGAUCUUGUGCUAUUUCAGACCAUUGACGGAGUGAGUUUCGCGUUUCCCAAGCGGAUGAGCAGUCUGAAGGAGAGUGGGAAAUACGACAAGGUGUUCGCGUUGCACGAGCGUGUCAAGGCUUUGGAUAAGAUUGCGGCCUAUCUUAAAAGCGGAAAAAGGCAAAAAUACUUGAUGGGCAUCUAUCGACAUUAUCCUGAGUUGGACGACGAAUAA
Messenger RNA from Lithohypha guttulata, 765 nucleotides. RefSeq lists its product as uncharacterized. Lineage: Eukaryota; Fungi; Ascomycota; Eurotiomycetes; Chaetothyriales; Trichomeriaceae. The transcript is spliced from 2 exons. The coding region runs from base 1 to 765 and encodes 254 amino acids. Gene Ontology annotation, molecular function: glutathione transferase activity. The record is from RefSeq and is a predicted model, not a curated record. Gene Ontology annotation, biological process: glutathione metabolic process.